CUCUCCUCAAUAAAAUAGCUCGAUCACACUCUGUGAUCGAAGACUUUCACUCGAAAAACACUGUAGCACAAGUCAAUUCGAUCAAGUGUUUCACUGAAUCAGAAUUUGGUAAUCCAGUUUGUAUCAGCGAGUAUUGUUGAUUUUGAUCACCGAGAGUGACUUGUCGAUAGAAGCAAACGGAAGCUAGGGUUUUGGAUUCUUGGAUUCGGGAGUGGGUCUGAAUUGUUUGGAGUUCACAGGGUUUCUUGUUGCUGGUUGAUAAUUUGUAUAUUUGGGCUAGUAAUAAAUUCGGGAAUCAAAAUGCCGGCAGGACGGCAUUGUCCCCGAAUAGACACUCUUGAGCUGAAACUCCAAAUUGAAAAGAAGCUUGGUCGACAAAAAGCUGAGAAAUACUUCAAUCUACUUAACAGAUAUUUGAGUCUUAAGCUUUGCAAAUCGGAAUUUGAUAAGCUCUGCAUUGGUUUAGUGGGGAGAGAGAAUAUCCAUCUUCAUAAUGGACUCGUCCGAGCUAUAAUCAAGAAUGCCUCUCUUGCCAAGAUUCCCCCUCCAAAACAGAGGACAAUGGAAGCUUCAUUGAAUGGUAAAGUGUCGAAUGGAUGUCAAAUAAGUAGUCUUCAAUCACUCUGUCGGGACGUUUUUCCUCAGUCCCCCAGAAAGGGAAGGACUCCUAAUCUUCGAGAACGGAAGUUUAGAGACCGACCAAGUCCUCUUGGGCCUCAUGGGAAGGCCCAGAGUGUUGCGGGCAAAGAUUUGGUACCUACAGUUCAAGUGCAGCAAAGUGCCACCGAGCUGCUUUCUUUAGAAAGCAGGCCCCCAGUUGAAGUUAACUCUGUGGAAGAGGGUGAAGAGGUUGAACAAGGUUCUGGAAGCUCCAGCAUUUACAAUAGAAGUCCUGUCACAGCUCCUCUUGGCAUCCCCAUACAUGCAAAGGGAACACGGAAAGUAGUACGUAAUGGAUCAGCUCUUUCAUUUUACGCUGAGACUUGUCAGAACAGCUGUGAGCUGCCUGAUGCCAGUUCUUUAAAGAAACGAUUGGAACAGAAGUUGGAGAUGGAGGGCUUGGAAAUCUCAAUGGAUUGUGUUAACCUGUUGAACAGUGGGUUGGAUGUAUUUAUGAAAAGAUUGAUAAAGCCCUGUUUGGAACUAGCCAGUUCCAGGUCUGAACAGAAGCAUCUAAACCAAUUUUGUAAUCAGGCUGCAUCUGGCUUUGAUGGUAUUAGGCCCAUGAAAUAUGUACAAAAGCAAAGCAGAUCCUUUUCUGCAUCAAUGUUGGAUUUUCGGGUUGCGAUGGAGUCAAAUCCCAGAAUACUUGGAGAAGAUUGGUCAGUACAGCUUGAGAAAGUGUCCUUGCGUGCAUCAGAAGAACCUAUAAGAAUUGAUUAGCAUAUAAUGUGGAUCCGACCUUGGCUUGAAGUCAUCUCAAAGAGAUGAUGUGUUAUUAUGCCUCUAGAAUACAUUCUAACAGUGAAUUUGACACAAUCUAUGUGAGUAAUGCUGAAGUAUCUACGUGGUUAGAAGCUCCAGGAAAAUUUUGGAUCCAGGUGAUGUGGUUGUAUAUAAUAGUUGUCAGUGCAGAUUUUCCCUGAAAUGGGACUAAUUACGUGGUAAAGUAUAGAGAUAUGGACACUAGUAAGAAUCCAGACAUUACAACUAGUUUAGUUGCCUUGUUCAACCAAUAUCUAUAGUUUGUUCAUUUUAUUGAAUCUUUGUCUGUUAAUAAAGUUUAUAUGGAGUUGCCAGGCUUAUAUAUGUCGACUUUUUGUUUAUUUUAUUUUAUUUCCUUUACCUCUCCCCCUGGUGGGGUUCAAUAACCCAAUCUGUU
Molecule: messenger RNA, 1822 nt
Organism: Ilex paraguariensis (yerba mate)
Lineage: Eukaryota; Viridiplantae; Streptophyta; Magnoliopsida; Aquifoliales; Aquifoliaceae
Source: the annotation of a GenBank genome assembly